This is a messenger RNA of Phycodurus eques (leafy seadragon), 2908 nucleotides long. Its product is annotated as zinc finger protein OZF-like. Bases 220 to 2007 code for a protein of 595 amino acids. Gene Ontology annotation, biological process: regulation of transcription by RNA polymerase II; central nervous system development. Gene Ontology annotation, cellular component: nucleus. NCBI's taxonomy places the organism in Eukaryota, Metazoa, Chordata, Actinopteri, Syngnathiformes, Syngnathidae. The transcript has 5 exons. The record is from RefSeq and is a predicted model, not a curated record. Gene Ontology annotation, molecular function: DNA-binding transcription factor activity, RNA polymerase II-specific; RNA polymerase II cis-regulatory region sequence-specific DNA binding.
CGUACUAAACUCGACACAGGACCGCCAUCACUAGAUUACCCGACUAAAACACCAUUAGUUAAUUAUCCGGAAGCGGAAAAAAAAUAAAAUAAAAAAAUAAAUAAAAAAAACUCGUCGCGGUGCACGUUGAAGCUCCUCGAGCGAGUUUAGCUUCGCUUAGCCUGUUAGCCCGCUAGCAAACAGAGAUACAGUGCGAAGUGUUGUGAUUAUCGUGUGAAAAUGUGCGAUGAAAGUCGGGAAGAAGAAGAAGAGUGCGACGGGGAACUUUUCGGGACAAAAGAGGAGACCGAGCGACAAGAUGUUGCUGAAGAAGGUCUCGGUCCUGAGCAGCAGAAGCCCGAGCCUCCUCACGUGAAAGAGGAAGAGGAGGAGGCCGAUAUCACCCGGUUCCCAGUGGCGGCUGGCGUCGUGAAGCGGGAAGACGAUGAAGAGCGAGACGCCAGUGAAGGUUUUCGUCCUGAGCGUCAGGAGCCAGAGCGCACGCACUUUAAAGAAGAGGAUGAUAUCACAAAGUUUCCCUUGAUUGGUGUCAUUGUGAAGCGGGACGAAGGCGAUGACGGAUCCCAAUCAGGUGGCCUCUUAGCUCCGCUGUCAGAUAGUGACGACAUAACGUCGCGCUCCCCUGACACUGAUGUUGCAGAUGAUGAUGAAUACGCUCAAGAUGAAGAUGUUCAUCCUGAGCAUCAGGAGCCAGAGCCCCCACACGUUAAAGAGGAAGAGCAGGAAGCUGAAAUCACGGCGUUUACAUUUACGGGUGUCAUUGUGAAGAGUGAGGAUGACGGAGAGCAAGGCCAAGACGUCAGUGAAGAAGAUCUUCGCCUCGAGCAGCAGGAGCCGGAGCGCGCGCGCAUUAAAGACGACGAGCAGGAGGACGAUAUGACCGAGUUUCCAUUGAUUGUCAUUGUGAAGAGUGAAGAUUGCGAUGAACACCACUAUGGAGGAUUCAAUUCAGAAAACCUCUUAGCGCCACUCUCAGUUGGUGACCACAUCGCGGCACACUAUCCUGACAUUGACGUUGACGAACACUCUAAAGGUGAUAUGCCUUGUCACACUGACAGCAAACACUUGAAAUGUUCUCAGUGUGACAGAACUUUUUACAACACGUCAACACUGAAAAGACACACAAGAACACACACCGGAGAAAAACCUUUUGCCUGCUCAAUUUGUGACAAAGGAUUCACUCAAAAGGGACAUUUAAUAGCACACACACGGACACACACUGGGGAGAAACCUUUUGCCUGCUCAGUAUGCGGUAAAGGGUUUUCCAGAAAGGGAGAUUUAAGUAUACACACAAGAACACACACUGGUGAGAAACCCUUUGCCUGCUCAGUUUGUGGUACAAGAUUCAGACAGAAGGGAGAUUUAAUAGCGCACUCAAGAACCCACACUGGGGAGAAACCUUUUGCCUGCUCAUUUUGUGGCACAAGGUUUACCCAGAAGGGACAUCUAAUAGCACACACAAAAACACACACCGGAGAGAAAACCUUUGCCUGUUCAUUUUGUGGUUCAAGAUUUACACAGAAGGGAGAUUUAAGAAUACAUAUAAGAACACACACUGGGGAAAAACCUUUUGCUUGCUCAGUUUGUAACUUAAGUUUCAGUGUACGUUCAACAUUAAUUCAACACAUGAGGACACACACUGGUGAGAAACCCUUUUCCUGCUCAGUUUGUAGUAAAAGUUUCUCUAAAAAGACCAAUUUAACUGCACAUACUAGAACGCAUGCUGGAGAGAAACCUUUUGCCUGCACAGUUUGUGGGAAAGGUUUCACUCAGAAGGGACAUUUAAUGGCACACACAAGAACACACACCGGGGAGAAAACAUUUGCCUGCUCAGUUUGUGAUAAAAGAUACACUCAGAAGGAACAUUUAACAACACACAUACGAACGCACACUGGUGAGAAACCAUUCAGUUGCAGUGCGUGUGAUAAAAGAUUCCAUGUUAAGCGUCAGGUUAAGAGACACAAGUGUGCUGGUGUCAGAGCAGUGGUCAAUGAUGCUAUAGAAUAAACCUAAGAAACUGAGGUUGUGUUGGAUGUUGUUCCCAAAAAACGAAUUAAUUUAGGAACAUUAUUGUGGUGUGGGCUACAGUAUAUAAUUGACUCAUCAAAUUAAAAAUGGGAACAUUGUUUUGAUGUUUAUCAAAAUGUGUUGUACAUAAUUGUUUGUUUCUAUUUUCUUUAUAGCUCCUUCUUAUUCCACAUAUACCGGUGGCGACCAUUCACACAUUUAUUUGAUAUCGAAAUCCUUAUAAAUCCUAUAUGACUUCGCUCGUCGCACGUGUACAAUACAUAUAGAAUAUAAACAACCCGAACAUGUUCUGUGUUAAUUGAAUCAUCUUGCGGAAACUUGUAUUUGAAAUCAAAGGCGCUUGUUCGAACACAUAACCUCGUGUCAAUGACUGAAAGGAUGAACUGAUAUCUGUCUGGGUGUACACUAUACAGUACUUGAGAAGCUCAAACUAAUAGAUAUGAUCUGCAUUUGCUUUUUUUUUUUCUUUUUUUUUUUCUCUCAAUAUGGAACAUUAACAAUAGGUUGACAUGUUUUCCUGUCCUAUCACAAUUUGUAUGGGUGCGGCUCAACUCACAGACCACAAGGAAAUUGUUUUCGUGUGAGAAUGAUCUUUUUCUUUUCUUGCACAUUGGGGUUUUUAUACCAGACCUUGUGUUCCCCGAUUUCAAUGUUGUGAUUGUAUUGAGUGUCUGUCCGCAAAACGUUUCCAUAUGCUUUCAUGUUUCGAGGCCAGUAAAUUUGCCGUCGAGUUCUGUAGCGCUUUCAUGCUUGCUCGCUGUAAAUAAAGUUUUCUUUUUGUUCGACAAGCUUGUAUCAGUGGAGUCUUCCUUCAACAUCGACGCCUGAUCAUCUUCCAUCCCGGGAAGGAGAAGGUGCCUGGAGCACCACAUCCCAGAAU